Molecule: messenger RNA, 2825 nt
Organism: Manis pentadactyla (Chinese pangolin)
Lineage: Eukaryota; Metazoa; Chordata; Mammalia; Pholidota; Manidae
Product: tripartite motif-containing protein 6
Exons: 8
Coding region: 217-1683 (488 amino acids)
Molecular function (GO): zinc ion binding; protein binding
Source: RefSeq, a predicted model, not a curated record
CCAGGCCGACCCCACCCUCGGGGCGCUGGUCUCCCGGGCGGGCCCAGCCGCCUCCCUCCCUCGGCCCGCCCCUUGCGCCGGCCUUUCGGCGCAGGAGCCGCAGCCGCAGCCGCAAUUCGUCGGCUCCCAUCCAGGCCGCGGGUCCCAGCCACGAUUCUGGAAGCAGGAAGUACCUUAGACUUGAGAGCUGGGCAGGCAGGAGCCAGGGGAGUGGCUAUGAUGACUUCAGCAGUGCUGGUGGACAUACGAGAUGAGGUGACCUGCCCCAUCUGCCUGGAGCUCCUCACAGAACCCCUGAGCCUGGACUGUGGCCACAGCUUCUGCCAAGCCUGCAUCACAAGGAGUAGCAAGGAACUGGUGAUCGGCCAGGAAGGGGAGAGCAGCUGUCCUGUAUGCCAGACCAGCUACCAGCCUGGGAACCUGCGGCCCAAUCGGCACCUGGCCAACAUAGUGGAGAGGCUCAGGGAGGUGGUGUUGGGCUCAGGCAGGCAGCUGAAGGUGAUUCUCUGUGUGCACCAUGGGGAGAAACUCCAGCUCUUCUGUAAGGAGGAUGGGAAGCUGAUUUGCUGGCUCUGUGAGCGGUCUCAGGAGCACCGCGGUCACCACACCUUCCUCAUGGAGGAGGUUGCCCAGGAGUACCAGGAGAAGUUCCAGGAGUCUCUGAAGAAGCUGAGGCAAGAGCAGCAGGAAGCUGAGAAGCUCAAAGCUGUUAUCAUGGAGAGGAGGGCAUCCUGGAAGAAUCAGAUGGAACCUGAGAGACACAGGAUCCAGACAGAGUUCAGUAAAUUGAGAAUCAUCCUGGACAAAGAGGAGCAGCAGCAACUGAAAAAUCUGGAGGAGGAAGAGAGGAAGGGACUGAGUAUUUUAGAAGAGGCUGAGAAUGAGCUGUUCCAGCAGAACCAGUCGCUGAGAGAACUCAUCUCACAUCUGGAGUGGCGGUGUCAAGGGUCGGCAGUGGAGCUGCUGCAGGAUGUGAGUGAUGUCACAAAAAGGAGUGAGUUCUGCACUUUGAAGAAGCCAGAAGCUCUCCCCACCAAGCUGAAGAGUGUGUUUCGAGCCCCAGAUCUGAAAAAGAUGCUGCGAGUAUUUAGAGAACUGACUGAUGUCCAGAGCUACUGGGUGGAUGUGACUCUGAAUCCACACACAGCUAACUUAAAUCUCGUCAUGUCUAAAAACCGGAGACGGGUGAGAUUCGUGGGUGCGAAGCUGUCUGGGUCUUACCUGGAGGAGCAUUUUGACUGCGGUGUCCUGGGCUCUCAGCACUUCUCCUCAGGAAAACAUUACUGGGAGGUAGAUGUGGCCAAGAAGACCGACUGGAUCCUGGGGGUGUGCAGUAAUCCAGCGGGGCCUACGUUCUCUUUCCACCAGUUCACAAACAACCGGAGUGUUUACUCCCGAUACCAGCCUCAAAGCGGAUACUGGGUGAUUGGGUUACACCACAAACACGAGUAUAGAGCCUACGAGGAAUCCUCCACUUCCCUGCUCCUCUCCAUGAUGGUGCCCCCUCGCCGUGUUGGGAUUUUCUUAGACUAUGAGGCUGGUACUGUCUCCUUUUAUAAUGUGACAAACCAUGGCUUCCCCAUCUACACCUUUUCGAAAUAUUACUUUCCCACCACCCUUUGUCCAUAUUUUAAUCCUUGCAACUGUGCAGUCCCGAUGACCCUGCGUCGCCCGAGCUCCUGAACGUUCUGCUGCCCCGCCCUCUUCUGGGCGGGUCCCUCUGAGGUUCAGCGGCGCUUCUCUUAAGUUUGUGUUUUUCUGCAUUUCACCUCUUUCUCUUGAACAUUUACUAAAUGCUAGACCAACACCCAGUGGUGAUAGCUAACAUCCUUGACUAAUUAUUUAUAGAUUUUGACAUGGGCUGGCGGUAAGUUUCACCAUUUUACCGGAAAGCACAGUAUUUGAUGAUUUGUUUUGUUGAGUCAUGGAAUCAAACUGAGGAAGUUAUUUUUCUCUUCAUUUGCUAUUAAGUUUUUGUACCGAAUGAAAAAUUGGAUUUCAGCAGAUAUUGUCUCUGUAAUUGUUGUGAUAACCAUGUGUCUUUUUAUUCUGUUACUUGAAUACAUUGAUUUGUUUCAGUUGUUAAAUCUAACACAAAUUCCUGAAAUAAACUUAUAUUCUUCACAUGAAAUACUGUAUUUGCUUUUUGGUAAUACACGGUUUAGGUUUUGUUUUCACCUAUUUAUAAAAGAAGUUGACCUGUAAUUGUAUAUUCUUGCAACAUCCUUGUCAGAAAUUAUAAAAUGCAAUAAAUGAGCAAAGGAAUUGCCAUAUAUUUGUAUAAGUAUAUAUAGGAUUCAGUGCUAAAAGUCCUUAUAAUAUUAAUUUUGGUGGCUUUAAAUUCAACUUAAAGAGAGAAAUUCUAACUUCAAUUUUCACUACAACCUUCAUGGAUCUUAAAUAUUUUAGGGUAGUAAUUGAAAAAUUUAAACAAAUCUUCCAAAUGCAGUGAAGUUUAAAAAGGGGGGAGAAGAGGAAAAUGAUCAAUCCAGUAUAUAUUUUUCUCCCAGAAUUGGAGGAAAAUAUAAAGAGAAAAUAACGAAUAUAAAGCACUUCUAGGAAGAGAGGAUUUCUACCUUCACAACCCCCUUUGGUUUAUGCUCAAAUGUGAACAGCUAGUGGGUGAGCUGCUAUGACUUUGGUAGGGAGGUGCUACAUGCCUUUUGGGCCAACUGUAAAAUAAAUUAUGCAGUAGAUGUGAGGGUGGAAACAAAUAAGGAGCAGACGGGAGCUGGCUCUCCAUCACAGAAUAGCCAGGAGCCACCAGUAGCUUUUGAGCACUUCAAAUGUGAUUAGUCUGAAUUGGGAUGUGCUCUAUGUGUAAA